Molecule: messenger RNA, 1243 nt
Organism: Ananas comosus (pineapple)
Lineage: Eukaryota; Viridiplantae; Streptophyta; Magnoliopsida; Poales; Bromeliaceae
Product: peroxisome biogenesis protein 22-like
Exons: 9
Coding region: 130-909 (259 amino acids)
Biological process (GO): peroxisome organization
Source: RefSeq, a predicted model, not a curated record
AAGAAAAGAUGCUCAUCGGCCCCGCACCAAACCAUACCUCCACGCACGCGAUACUCGCUGCUUCCUUUUUCCCUUUCCCCCCCUCCUUCUCCGCGUCUCCACGCCCGCCCCUCGCGAUCGAUCGUACGGAUGUCGGAUCGCGUCGCCGAGCACGUCGGAGCCCUCGUGCGCCGCCUUGCGCGCCACCUCAACCGCAGGAUCUCCGACACCCUCGCCCUCCUCCUCCGCCACAAGAGCGCCGGAUCUCUCGGCGCCGUCGCCGGAUUCGCCAUCGCCGUGGUCUUCGUGUGGAAGUUCCUGAGGUCGCCGCCCACCAGGCCGAGGCGGAGCGCACCGAAGCGGAGGGUCCCGAGCGCCGCGGCGGAUUCGGGAGGAGCGGGGACCGCGCCGAAGCUGGAGGUCUCCGAUGCGGUCGAGUCGACCCCGCUCACUACAGGGCAAAUUGUGAGGAAGAAAUUAAGCGGCGUUCGGAAGAUGACUUGCCAGAUUCUAGGUGUGAUUUUGGAGGAGACAAGUCCGGAGGACCUUCAGAAACAUGCUACUGUUAGGUUACCGGUUGUGGAACUGCUGCUUGAAAUAGCCAAGCAUUGUGAUCUCUAUUUGAUGGAAACAGUUAUCGAUGAUGCUAGUGAGGAAAGAGUGCUUUUGGCCCUGGAAAGUGCUGGACUGUUCCAAAGUGGUGGUUUGAUGAAGGAAAAGGUCCUCUUUUCCAGCACUGAAAUUGGGCGCACCUCCUUUGUUCGACAAUUGGAGUCAGAUUUCCAUGUCGACACAAAUCUUGAAAUAAUCUCCCAACUAUCUCGAUUCAUAAGAUACCAACUAUACAUUUCACCAAUGGAAGCGGGCCAAAUUGCACCUAAUGUAUAUACUUCUUCAAGUUUGGAGCAGUACUUAUGCAGUCCCCCCUGAGAUUCGUAAUCUGACGUAAUGCACUUUGCUGCUAUGCUGAUGCUGUCGCUUAUCUUUUGUUCUUUUCUUUUUUUUUCCUUUUCCACCCGAACUGUUUACAGUGCCGGACAUUUUAGCAUAAGCUUCAACUGCUGCAUUUGAGGAGCUAAUGUUGUAGAUAUGUAGUUCCUUUUUCUAUUCUCUUCUUUUCUUUCUUUCUUCUUUUUGUUAUUGCUUCUUUUUUAUUUCAAAAAUAGAGGACAUUCAAGGCCAUGUUCGGCAAUUGUAUUCGUGUAUUUUGAUGCAUACAGAGGGUUACGUUUCCUAGAACAUGGAAGGCUAGUUUGAUUAUGUA